AUGGCUCCCUCCUGCUCCCUCCUGCUGCUGCUGCUGCUGCUGCUGGGGCAGAGCCCUGAGGCUGCCACGUCGCUGCUGAGGUACCGUGUGGUGUGUGGCGAGCGGGGGAUGCAGCUCCUGGUCCACCCUGCCCGGGGCCGGGUCGUCCGCUUCGGUGUGCUGGAUGAGUUUGGCACCCGCUUCGACGUGGCCAACUGCUCCAUCUGCCUCCACUGGCUCAGCACCAGCACGGAUGGUGCCUUUGUUUUCUCCUCUGGCUACGAGGGCUGCCACGUCCUGGUGAAGGACGAUCGCUACGUGCUGAGGAUGCAGCUGGAGGAGCUGCUGCACACUGGGGUCCCAGCUGCCUCCCACCAGCUCAACAUGAGCUGCCCAAGGCUGCUGGGGGGCUACCAGAGCCUCAGCCACGGCAACAGGCACAACGGGCAACAAGGGCAGCGGGGUGACGGCGGCCACCAGAGCCAGCUCGAUGUCCUCGUGCCCCUGUCGCAGCCUGGGCUGCUGCAGCACGUCUCCCAGUCUGCCCUCAGCCUCUCAGGAGCCCACUCAGAGCUGCUCCAUGCUGUGGCUCGGACACAGCCCCUAGAGAAUCACCACAACAGCCAGCCCCAGAGGGAUCCAGCACGCCCAAACCAGCCUGGCUUCCUUCAGCCGGGGCUCAGGGCCCCAAACCAGCCUGGCAUGGUGCAACCUGGAGCUCUGGCCCAACCUGGGCUCCUUCACCGAGGGCUCAGGCCCCCAAACCAGCCUGGGCUGGUGCAAGCUGGAGCUCAGACCCAAACAAGUCUUCACACAGGGCUCCAGCUGCCAAACCAGCCUGGCAUGGUGCAACCUGGAGCUCUGACCCAACCUGGGCUCCUUCACCGAGGGCUCAGGCCCCCAAACCAGCCUGGGCCGGUGCAACCUGGAGCUCAGACCCAACCAGGUCUUUACCCAGGGAUUCAGCCCCCAAACCAUCUGGGAUUGGUGCAACCUGGAGCUCUGACCCAACCUGGGCUCCUUCACCGAGGGGUUCAGAGCUCAAACCAGGCAGGGCUGCUGCACUCCACUGUCCAGGCUGCCUCAGCUCAGACCCAAACUGGAGCCCAGCACCAGAACCAGGCUGGUUUCACUCGCCUCAACCAUCAGCAGCCCUUCUCCUCAACUGGCCACCUUCGCCCUGGGCUCCUGAACCAAGCUGGCACCCAGCACCAGUCCCACAUCCAAACUGGGCUGCUGCGCACCAGCCAUUCCCAGCUGGGUGUGAGCGGCCCAAGCUUCCAGUCUCACCCGGGUUUUAUCCGUCCUGGGCCUCAGGCUCAGCCCCAGCCUGGUCUGGUGCCCCCAGGGCUGAGGCCUCAUGCCCAGCCUGGCGUGUUACAGCCUGACCUUCGGUCCCAGCCCAGCCUGCUGCAGUCCACAGCUCUCUUCUACCCCUCACCAGGGGCAGUCUGUGGCACCCCAGGUCACCAGCUGAGGCGGGAGCAGUGCCAGGUGACGGUGGGCAGGAUGCCCUGCGUGGCGCCCCCGGGCCGGGAGCCGUGUCUGCAGGCGGGAUGCUGCUACGACGACAGGGACCGGCUGGCACCCUGCUACUAUGGCAACACGGCCACGGUGCAGUGCCUGCAGGAAGGGCACUUUGUGCUGGUGGUGCCACACAAAGUCACCCAGCCCUACAACCUGGCCAGCGUGCGCCUGGCCAGCGCCCAGCCCGGCUGCGAGCCCGCCCGUGCCACCGACACCUUCCUCAUGUUCCGCUUCCCCGUCACCCAGUGUGGCACCACGGUGCAGGUGAUGGAGGAGCAGCUCAUCUACCAGAACCAGCUCAUCUCCACCAUCGACGUCCAGGGCUCCCCCCACGGCUCUGUCACACGGGACAGCUCCUACAUCCUCCAGGCUCGCUGCAUCUACAACGCCAGCGACCUCCUGCUCCUUGGCAUGGAGGUGGCCGUGCCCCCCACCGCCACCCCCCUGGCCAUGCCAGGGCCGCUGGGGCUCCAGCUGCGCAUCGCCACGGACGAGAGCUACAGCUCGUACCACGGGGCCGGGGACUUCCCCUUGGUGCGGGUGCUGCGGGAUCCCGUCUACGUGGAGGUUCGGCUGCUGCACAAGACAGACCCCAACCUGGUGCUGGUGCUGCACCAGUGCUGGGCAUCCCCCAGCAGCCAGCCCGGAGCCCUGCCCCAGUGGCCCAUCCUGGUGGACGGGUGCCCGUUCACAGGGGACAGCUACAGGACGCAGCUGGUGCCCGUGGGCGCGGCCUCGCCGCAGCUGCCGUUCCCCAGCCACUACCAGCGCUUCGCCAUCUCCACCUUCACCUUCGUGGAGCCGCCGGCCGCGGCCGCGCUGCAGGGGGAGGUGUACAUCUCCUGCAGCGCGUCCGUGUGUCACCUGGCGCAGCCCGAGCCCUGCCGGCCCUCCUGCCAGCUCACAGCCCGAGCGAGGCGGGCGGCGCCGGCCGCGGGCAGCGGCAGCUCCCCGGGACCCAUCGUCACCUCGCCGGGACCCAUCGUCCUUCUGCGGACACAACGAGGGUGA
Messenger RNA from Colius striatus (speckled mousebird), 2517 nucleotides. RefSeq names its product zona pellucida glycoprotein 1 (gene ZP1). Gene Ontology annotation, cellular component: egg coat. Gene Ontology annotation, biological process: binding of sperm to zona pellucida; prevention of polyspermy. The coding region runs from base 1 to 2517 and encodes 838 amino acids. NCBI's taxonomy places the organism in Eukaryota, Metazoa, Chordata, Aves, Coliiformes, Coliidae. The transcript has 11 exons. The record is from RefSeq and is a predicted model, not a curated record. Gene Ontology annotation, molecular function: acrosin binding; structural constituent of egg coat.